Microthlaspi erraticum is the source of this 867-nucleotide messenger RNA. NCBI's taxonomy places the organism in Eukaryota, Viridiplantae, Streptophyta, Magnoliopsida, Brassicales, Brassicaceae. The record is from the annotation of a GenBank genome assembly.
AUGUCAACUAAAACCGACGUCCCUCUCCGUCGCAGAUCCAGUCCUCUUAACGGACACCACACAAACGGCGUCAGCGGCGUUGACAAAACCAACGGAUUAAUAAACAGCCAAAUGGAGAUCAAUGGAAAGAAAACCGACGACGGCUACGUCAACGGAGGUAGAAGCAAUGCGUCGUGCACGACGUGGACGGCGCGUGACGCCGUGAACGUGGCGAGACAGCAUUGGAUACCGUGUCUGUUCGCCGUCGGGGUUGUGUUUUUCACGGGCGUGGAGUACACGCUCCAGAUGAUUCCAUCGCGCUCUGAGCCAUUCGAUAUCGGGUUCGUGGCCACGCGCUCUCUGAAUCGCGUCUUGGCGUCAUCGCCGGAUCUUAACACCGUAUUAGCGGCUCUAAACACGGUGUUCGUAGUGAUGCAAACGACGUAUAUUGUGUGGGCAUGGUUGAUGGAAGGACGAUCUCGACCCACAAUCGCCGCUUGCUUCAUGUUCACUUGUCGCGGCAUUCUCGGCUACUCCACUCAGCUCCCUCUCCCUCAGGAGUUUUUAGGAUCGGGAGUCGAUUUUCCGGUGGGAAACGUGUCAUUCUUCCUCUUCUACUCGGGUCACGUCGCGGGAUCGAUGAUCGCAGCCUUGGACAUGAGGAGAAAUCAGAGGUUGAGACUAGCGAUGCUUUUUGACGUACUCAAUGUGUUACAAUCGAUCAGGCUGCUCGGGACGAGAGGACACUACACGAUCGAUCUCGCUGUUGGAGUUGGCGCUGGGAUUCUCUUUGAUUUAUUGGCCGGGAAGUACGAAGAGAUGAUGAGCAAGAAACACAAUUUAGUCAAUGGUUUUAGUUUGAUUUCUAAAGACUCGCUAGUCAAUUAA